This is a messenger RNA of Silurus meridionalis, 2117 nucleotides long. RefSeq names its product kinesin light chain 3 (gene klc3). Gene Ontology annotation, biological process: axo-dendritic transport. NCBI's taxonomy places the organism in Eukaryota, Metazoa, Chordata, Actinopteri, Siluriformes, Siluridae. Gene Ontology annotation, cellular component: membrane-bounded organelle; kinesin complex; cytoplasm. Gene Ontology annotation, molecular function: kinesin binding. The record is from RefSeq and is a predicted model, not a curated record.
AUGCUGUCUGCCGAGGAGAUCUUAAACAGCACAAAGCAGGUGAUUGCAGGACUGGAGGCUCUGCGUGGAGAGAAUCGCACUCUGCUGGACAACCUGCAGGGGACACUACUGAGUCAGACAUCUAGUGACAACAGUGACAGCAACAGCCUAGAGGAGGAAAAGAGUGGCAUCAUUUUACAGUCCCUGGACAAAAUAGAUCUGGGAUUAGGGGAGGCACAGAUGAUGAUGGCUCUGUCAGCACACCUGGGUUCUCUAGAGGCAGAGAAGCAGAAACUGCGUGCUCAGGUGAGGCGGUUAUGCCAGGAAAACCAGUGGCUGCGAGACGAGCUGGCUGGAGCUCAGCUGAAGCUGCAACAGUGCGAACAGGAAGUGGUGACACUCGAGGAGCAAAACAAACACCUGCAGUUCAUGAGCAGUAUCCGCAAGUACGACCAGGAUGAACUAUUACUGGAAGAUAAAGACAGUUCCUCAGUUAAGGAGUCCCUUGACGAUCUCUUUCCCACUGAUGAAGAAGAGCAAACACACAUAUCUCAGCCGCACCGCAGUGGCAUAACUGCAGCCAACCAGGCAGGCUACGAUCCUGCUAGACUUAGAACCCUACACAACCUGGUGAUUCAGUACGCCUCUCAGGGCCGCUACGAGGUAGCCGUGCCUCUUUGCAAACAGGCUUUGGAGGACCUUGAAAAAACCUCUGGACACAGUCAUCCAGAUGUGGCCACUAUGCUAAACAUCUUAGCUCUCGUGUACAGGGACCAGAACAAAUAUAAAGAAGCUGCUACUCUGCUGAAUGAUGCAUUGACAAUACGUGAAGAGACACUUGGCAUGGACCACCCAGCAGUUGCAGCUACUCUGAAUAAUCUGGCUGUACUCUAUGGUAAAAGAGGGAAGUAUAAAGAAGCAGAGCCUCUGUGCAAGAGAGCACUGGAGAUAAGGGAAAAGGUCCUCGGGAAAGACCACCCUGAUGUAGCAAAGCAGCUCAAUAAUCUGGCUCUGCUGUGCCAGAACCAGGGAAAGUACCAGGAGGUGGAGGAUUACUAUAAAAGGGCCUUGCAAAUUUACCAGAACCGGUUGGGCCCAGAUGAUGCUAAUGUGGCCAAAACCAAAAAUAACCUGGCCUCAUGCUACCUCAAGCAAGGAAAGUACAGACAAGCUGAAGCUCUGUAUAAAGAGAUCCUGACACGUGCUCAUGAGAAGGAGUUCGGAUCAGUGGAGGGAGAUGGAAGACCAGCUUGGGGACACACCCCAGAGGGAAGCCCUAGACAGGAAGGUUUGAGGCGCAGUGGUUCUUUCACAAAGCUUCGGGAAUCUUUGAGGAGGAGCAGUGAAAAGCUGGUUCAGAAGUUGAAAGGGGCUGGAACACAAGAAACGGUGCCUCGCAAUCCUGGAAUGAAAAGAGCAAAUUCCCUCAAUUUCCUGAAUGUAGGAGUAAGGGAGAGUCAGGACACCAUAAGGAAUCUCAACAGGCUGACAGACAGUCGUGCUCUCAGCUCCAGCACUCAGAGUUUAGCUCGCCGGAGCUCUUUAAGUGGAGAAGGUUAAUCCAUUCUAGCCAAGGUCCUAACUCCUGUGUCCAUAAUACAACACUAAGUACGUUUAUAACCAACAUAGUAUUUAUUUCUGAUGAAGUUGACUAUACUAGUCUUAUCUUUCUGAGCCUGGGAAUCUAUUGCACUGUAACAUUUUAACUUAUUACAUACUGCUGUACCUAAAAUGUUCAUUUCACUGAAUUAUUACAGGUAAGCAUUAGUUUUUUCUAUUUAUAUAGAAUUUUGUUAUGGUUUGCAUUCCAAAGUAAUAAUAAAUGGUAUUGUUAAAUCUAAUAUAUAACAUUGCGAUACAAAAAACUUCAGAUUUAAAUAGGGUUUGAUUAAUUUACGGGAGAUUGUGCUAGAUUUUGCAAGUGUGUUUGAAAACCAGAAUACAAUGUAGGUUACUCAAAGUUAGUUGCAAUUUUGUAAAUGGUAUUAAAACAUUUUUUUAAUGGUACAAGCAUCCGAGCUACAAAUUGGUUUUACAUUUUAUCAUCGUCUAAUCUAAUACAUUAAUUUACUUGGAACAGUUCAUGUACAAACUCCAUAUGCUGAAGAACAAAAUAAACUUUUAUUUAUCAUUCACAA